CCCUGCACAGUCUGGAAACGUCUCUCCGGACCUUGCGCCAUGGCUUCAACCAAGCUUUUUAUUGGAGCUCCCUUCGGGGUGCAGUCAGCAAGGUUUGAUGUGGCCGCCGUUAUUACGCACCCAAAGAAGCCAACCCCCACCUUCCCUCAGGUGUUGUACUCCAAGCGCUAUCUGUCAAGCCGGGCCCAUAUGGGACCUGGAAUGUACCGCUUCAGUGAUGGAUGCUUCGAUGAGGAAGAGGUGAAGAAAGCCAUUGGAACUGGAUGGGCCAAGGCUCAGGAGGCCACCAGGUUGACCCAGUUGCCUCACUUCCAGUAUAAGUCUAUCAUCAAAGAAAAGAAAUUCUUUGGAGAAAAGAUCGGUCCAGGAUCCUACAAUUACAAAGACUUCAUCGAAUUGGCCCAGGAAAAACCAAGCAGCAACGUGGGCAUGCUCAGCUCGGGGGGAGUGCGCUUCUCAAAGAUGGCUGGGAAUUAUUUUCCUGGGCCUGGGAAUUAUGGGAAAGGAGGGAACCCCUACACAGAGCUGGAGGAGAAAGCCUGGGAUCGAUCACACACCAAAGGAAUUAUGUGCACCAAGGCUAAGAAGGCCUUUGAACUCUCUACUGAGGGCAGCGGCUUAUCCCCGGGCACCUACACCUUCAAAAGCGGAAUGGAAGAACUACUGACCAAGACCAUCAGCAAGCGCGGGCCUUAUGAUGUUUUCUCUGGUGACCGGUCCAUGCCUAUCGCUUAUGGGCAUUAUGCCACCCAGAAAAAAAAGCCAUUUGAGCUGUUCUCAUUCAAGAGCUUUGUGGACGAGCUGAAUUCAGAUGCCAGGAAGAAACAUGGAGUCUUUGGAAAGCUGUCGCGGAACCCAGCCGUGCCCACUGAGAGGAUAUUCUGUUCUACUCUCAGCCAGUGGCCCAUCAAGCAGUGUAACCUGGGCCCAGGCUCCUACAACCCUAAACCUGUGCCGGGUUAUGAGUUAAGCAACCAGCAUCCAUUUGGAUCUUCUUCUAAGAGGGUAGACCUGAAAUCCUACCAGAACUUUGUUGGAAAUACGAACCCUGUGGGUGUUGGACGGUACAACAGCACAAAACAUGAGGCAAGAGACAGACAGCAACGGUACCGGUCACUCUAUCUGUCCAAACCUGACCGCUAUCCGUGUGAAGACUACACGAAAGAGUCAAUCCUACAGCAGCGACUCAUCCCCUUUAACAAAGGGAAGAAUUAUCAGCCUUUUGAUCACAGUUCUGACCCCCCUCCCUCGAGUUCCUCACAAAGAUGUAUAAGAUCAAGGCACGAGCCACGCUCUCCAGAGACGCCUGGUCAUUCAAAGAAUGUUCGGGGGACUGUGUGGGUGUUAGACUUGCUGGGCAGCGGCAGUUGUGCCACUGAUUCACUUGUCAAAGAUCCUGAAAAGAUUAUGGUGAAAGAACUGGAGAAAGCCGUACGUUUGGUGUGGCCACUUGGUGGCACCAUCAUGCAGAGUGACAGGGCCUGGAGUUGA
Molecule: messenger RNA, 1491 nt
Organism: Dromiciops gliroides (monito del monte)
Lineage: Eukaryota; Metazoa; Chordata; Mammalia; Microbiotheria; Microbiotheriidae
Gene: CIMAP2
Product: lymphocyte expansion molecule
Exons: 11
Coding region: 40-1491 (483 amino acids)
Source: RefSeq, a predicted model, not a curated record